AUGUCUGCUCCUACGCUGGAAGAGAUUGACCCGGAUGGCGAUACGCUGUUGAUUCUCCGCAAUCCUAACGCACCAUUCGCCACAUGGAACAGUGAAAUUGACCAAGAAUGGGCCAACGCGGUCCCUCAACAUCAAUCCGAGACAUCGAAACUUUGUGAACUCACUAUUCAACCAACUGAAGGUAUUGACGAUAAGGGCAGUGAUCAAACUGAAACGCAGCCAGUGGACCUACAUUUCAGACUUUGUUCUGCAAUUCUCAAAAUAACAUCUUCCUUCUUCAAAAAGGCAAUGAACGGUGCUUGGAAAGCAACAGAAUGUGAGCCUGGCUUCGAGUGGACCCUGUUGGAAAGGGACUGGGAUGCUGAAGUUUUCCUAAUACUGAUGAAUAUAUUACAUCACAACGCGCGGAGGGUUCCUCGAACAAUACCACUCGAAACACUGGCAAAGAUUGCCACUCUAGUAGACUACUACGAUUGCCAUGAGGCAGUUAACAUUUGGGUGGAAAAAUGGACCUCAAACCUGAGUUUACCAGAGCCUGAAUACUACUCGAGGGAACUAUUAUUGCGACUCACUGUGGCCAGAGUUUUUCCCGACAAUAAGGCAUUCCGCGCUCUCACUAAGGUUGCUAUUGAAAGGAGUCGAGGUCCUAUCCACACGCUUGGGUUGCCCAUACCGCGGCAAAUUAUUGGUCAGUAA
Molecule: messenger RNA, 696 nt
Organism: Fusarium venenatum
Lineage: Eukaryota; Fungi; Ascomycota; Sordariomycetes; Hypocreales; Nectriaceae
Molecular function (GO): protein binding
Source: RefSeq, a predicted model, not a curated record